GCCGUGGCUGCUGCUUCCCCUUUCUCGGUGUUUACUCGCUUCCUUACUAAAAGUGGUGGCCGGUGUCUGUUUUCGAUGGAGGCGAUGACGAUUUUAUGGACUUCGGAUCUUCCACUCGCUCUUUGAUUGAAUAGAGUGCACGGCCUUCGACUGAGUGGCUAUACUUCUUCAUCUUUCUCUCUGUGCUGUGUUGGCUCGGCUGCGACCGAUUAGGGUUCUGAAUUAUGGAAUGAACGCGAAAGAACUUUUGUUUCAGCUUAUUGUUUGAACAGUUAGAUACGUGAUGAACGUGAGCCGGCCUUCGGUGCAUCCAGUUGAGGCGCCACCACUAACGGAAGGAGCGGUACACAAUGGGCCGAGAGUUAGGAUGAAGGAUGUGCAGGGUAUGCCUGGUACAACAGGUGGACUUGCACUUCGUCUCCUUCAGUUCAUAUUUGCUGCAGUUUCUCUGUGUGUUAUGGCCACCACUAGUGAUUUCCCUUCCGUCACGGCGUUUCGAUAUCUUGUUGCUGCUGCUGGCUUGCAAUGUUUGUGGAGCUUUUCAUUGGCAGUAGUUGAUGCAUAUGCCUUGUUAGUCAGACGAAGCUUGCAAAACUGCUCAAUAGUUGGUUUAUUCACCAUUGGUGAUGCGAUUACAUCCACCCUUACAUUUUCUGCUGCAUGCUCAUCAGCUGGGAUUACUGUUCUCAUAGGCAACGAUCUUAACAAGUGUGGCGUUAACCACUGUGCGCAAUUCGAGUCCGCUACUGCAAUGGCCUUCAUUAGCUGGUUUGCUGUUUCACCUUCAUUUCUCUUGAACUUUUGGUCAUUAGCUUCUCGGUGAGAUUCCAUAGGAGAAAGUUAGCUUCUUUUUAGUUAUUGUCUCACAAGCUACUUUUUUGUUUCUAAAUUAUACCGUGCAAAUUUGGAAAUUUUGAUGUACACGUGUAGGUUUUUGAUGGGUUUGAUUGAGAAUUGAGAUAAUAAUGAGUGAAUAAAAUCACUUCAUUUUACCAAUCUCUUUCCCUCACAGAUGAGGCAAGUCUAGCCUUAAAUUCUCACUAUCAUCACAAUCCAACUCUCAUCUUUCUUGGGAUUUC
This is a messenger RNA of Cucurbita maxima (winter squash), 1079 nucleotides long. RefSeq names its product CASP-like protein 5A2. Gene Ontology annotation, cellular component: membrane. The record is from RefSeq and is a predicted model, not a curated record. Lineage: Eukaryota; Viridiplantae; Streptophyta; Magnoliopsida; Cucurbitales; Cucurbitaceae. The transcript is spliced from 3 exons. Bases 284 to 823 code for a protein of 179 amino acids.